Messenger RNA from Mycosarcoma maydis (corn smut), 645 nucleotides. RefSeq names its product transcription initiation factor IIA large subunit. Gene Ontology annotation, cellular component: transcription factor TFIIA complex. Bases 1 to 645 code for a protein of 214 amino acids. Gene Ontology annotation, biological process: transcription by RNA polymerase II; transcription initiation at RNA polymerase II promoter. NCBI's taxonomy places the organism in Eukaryota, Fungi, Basidiomycota, Ustilaginomycetes, Ustilaginales. The record is from RefSeq and is a predicted model, not a curated record. The transcript is spliced from 2 exons.
AUGAGUAACAAGGUAGUCUCCCAAUUGUACAGGAGCAUCAUUGACGAUGUUGUCAAUAAUGUUCGUCAAGACUUCGAGGAGAUGGGAAUCGAAAAGGAGGUGCUAGAGGAGCUGCAGCGCUCUUGGGAAGCCAAGAUCGUCGCAACACAGGUGGCCGAGUUUGAGGGAGCUCCGGCCUUGCCGCCUGCCAAGUCGCGGUCGAGCAAAAAGCAAGAGUCCAAGAACGAGGUCAAGACUGAGGAUGACGACGCCAACGGUCAAAAUUCCCGCAGCAACGGCGCUGAUCAGCAUCGUGCCAAGGUGGCCCGUGGAGAUGGCUCGACCGAUGUCGCAGAUGGAGCAGCCGAUGGUAAAGGCCAAGACGGUGUGGCUGGAUCGGUCAAAGCAGAGGAUGAUGAUGCGGCGGCUGGUCAGAAACGUAAACGCAUCAGCGACGAUGACGAGAUCGGAAGUGAUCUGGAUGACUCGGACGACGAAGAUCUGGACGGCGGCGUCGAUGGCGACAACGAUGACAUGGUGCUUUGCCUGUACGACAAGGUUCAGCGCGUCAAGAACAAGUGGAAGUGUGUGCUUAAGGACGGCGUCGCCUCGAUCGAUGGUCGAGACUAUCUCUUUGCCAAGUGCAAUGGUGAAUUCGAGUGGUAG